This is a messenger RNA of Vitis riparia (riverbank grape), 1823 nucleotides long. RefSeq names its product probable glucan 1,3-beta-glucosidase A. The transcript has 8 exons. The coding region runs from base 140 to 1666 and encodes 508 amino acids. NCBI's taxonomy places the organism in Eukaryota, Viridiplantae, Streptophyta, Magnoliopsida, Vitales, Vitaceae. Gene Ontology annotation, molecular function: hydrolase activity, hydrolyzing O-glycosyl compounds; actin filament binding. Gene Ontology annotation, cellular component: actin cytoskeleton; cytoplasm. The record is from RefSeq and is a predicted model, not a curated record. Gene Ontology annotation, biological process: actin filament bundle assembly; establishment or maintenance of cell polarity; cell migration.
CUAAUAAUUUCCCAAAUGUCUUGACUAAUAUUGUGUGAACAAUAUUUACUAAUCACUAUCAUCCUACACCAUUUGUAGCCCUUGCCUUCUGUAUAUAUUCGACUCGAACUCUCCUCAGUUUCCAGGAAGAGAGUGACAAAUGAGUUCUUACUCGUACGUGAAAUGUGUGUGGGCUUUCUAUCUCUUUUCAUCAUGGGUCACCACUCUUUGGUUUGCACAGGGUGCAGAUCCUUAUUUGCCGGUCAAAGCCGUGAAUCUAGGAAAUUGGCUUGUUACAGAGGGAUGGAUGAAACCUGAACUCUUUGCUGGAAUACCCAAUCAAGAUCUUUUGGAUGGAACUCAAGUGCAGUUCAUGUCUACGAAGCUGCAGAAGUAUCUCGCCGCUGAAAAUGGGGGUGGGACAGAUGUUGUUGCCAACCGCACCUCGCCCUCUGGAUGGGAGACUUUCAGGUUGUGGAGGAUCAAUGAGUCAACUUUCAAUCUCAGAGUGUUUAACAAACAGUUCUUUGGACUAGAAAAUCAAGGCAAAGGAAACAAAGUGGUAGCGGUUUUAAAUUCCCCUGGGAACUCAGAAACAUUUCAGAUAGUAAGGAAGAACGACGAUCGAAAUCGAGUUCGCAUAAAAGCAUCAAAUGGCCUCUUCCUCCAGGCAAAACCGGGGCUGGUGACUGCAGACUAUGGAGGCUCAGGUUGGGAUGACAAUAAUCCAUCCGUCUUCCAAAUGAAGAUAGUCCGGACCUUACAAGGAGAAUACCAAAUCACUAAUGGCUAUGGUCCAGACAGAGCCCCUCAAGUCAUGCAGGAUCACUGGAAUGCAUACAUCACUAAUGAGGAUUUCAGAUUCUUGUCAUCAAAUGGUCUGAAUGCGGUUAGGAUUCCAGUUGGGUGGUGGAUAGCGAGCGACCCAACACCACCAAAGCCUUUUGUGGGGGGCUCCUUAAAGGCCUUGGACAAUGCUUUCACAUGGGCACAGAACAAUGGCAUGAAGAUUAUAGUUGAUCUGCAUGCAGUUCAAGGUUCACAAAAUGGCAACGAUCAUAGUGGGAGCAGAGAUGGGUUUCAGGAAUGGGGGGACUCCAACAUUCAAGAUACUGUUGCAGUCAUAGACUUCCUAGCAGCAAGAUACGCCAACAACCCGAGUCUAGCAGCCAUUGAGUUGAUGAAUGAGCCUCUGGCUCCAGGAGUUACACUCAAUGAUCUUAAGAAGUAUUACAAAGCUGGUUACGAUGCCGUGAGGAAGUACACAUCAAAUGCUUAUGUGAUCCUAUCGAACCGACUGGGGCCUGCUGACUCCAAGGAGCUCCUGGACUUCGCCAGGGGCCUUAAUCGUGUAGUGAUCGAUGUGCAUUACUACAGCCUCUUCUCAGAUAUGUUUAACAACAUGAACGUACAACAGAAUAUUGAUUUCAUCUAUAACCAGAGAGCUUCAGACCUCAGUGCUGUUACCACUUCCAAUGGUCCUCUCAGUUUUGUAGGGGAAUGGACCGCAGAAUGGGCAAAAAGUGGAGCAUCAAAGGAAGACUACCAGAGAUUUGCAAAAGCUCAAAUAGAUGUGUACGGGCGUGCCACUUUUGGAUGGGCUUAUUGGGCUUACAGAUGUGCUCAGAACCACUGGAGCCUCAAGUGGAUGAUUGAGAACGGCUAUAUAAACCUCUUAAGUUCCUAAUAUGAAUAUUAGCUAGCUACUAUCCUUGCAUCUCCUUCCACUCCAACUAAUGGUUUCUCAGGGGAAAUGUAUUUCAGCUAGUUAUAACUUAUAAUAAGUGAAGAAGAUGCUAAUCUUUAAAGAUAUAAUAAGUUCGUUUUAUACUUCCGUUCUUUUA